Messenger RNA from Melanaphis sacchari, 3004 nucleotides. Its product is annotated as serine/arginine repetitive matrix protein 1-like. NCBI's taxonomy places the organism in Eukaryota, Metazoa, Arthropoda, Insecta, Hemiptera, Aphididae. Bases 331 to 2826 code for a protein of 831 amino acids. The transcript is spliced from 10 exons. The record is from RefSeq and is a predicted model, not a curated record.
CCUUAUGCUUAUUGCUUGUAUUGUACUAUUGUGCAUAUGUGUAAAACGACUAAAACGUACAAUACCAUAAUGUAUUUAGUAUAUUAGUAGUUUUGUAUUGACUACUUUUUACUAUUUAGUCCUGGCCUCUUGGAAACAGGAAUUUUGUAAACAAAACUAAAAAGUUUACGUUAUUGUUUUUUCUUAAUUAUUAUUACAUAUUUAUUCGUUAUUCGUGUAUUGUGUAUAUUGUGUCUUUUAGUAAUAUGUUUCAAUCAUUUUAGUGUCUUAUUUGCCCGUAUUAAGUAGAAUAUUCAUAAACAUUUAUUAAACAGAAUCAAUAAAAAGAAAAUGGAUUAUAAUAGUAUUGAUGAAGAUGAUGUUGAAAAAUUACGUCUAGCUGCACUUAUGACAUUCAAAAAAAAAUCUAAUUUGCCAAUAAAUGCAAUAAGUAGUACAUCUGGAGAAUUUAAUAAAUUUUCAAAUGGUAAUUCCUAUAGUAACCCUGCAAGAAAUAAUAACAGAGGACGCUUUCCAGCAGCACCAAAUAGACAGUAUAAUAAACGUGCAUAUGCAAAUGUUGGUUUUCGAAGACCAACUCAUGCAAACAAUAAUCUGAUUGCCAUUAUACCAAUGGAUAGUGAAGGUGAUUCACUGAAUGAUUCAAUAUCUAAGAAUUCACCUAAAAAUAUUAAUUCAAUAAAUACAUCUACUUCUGAUUCCACCAAAUUAACAAAUUCUCAGAAUUUAAAUAACGAAGUUUCUACAAAAUUUAGCAGAUUAGACAAUGAAUCUGGUUCUGAAGAGAGUGAUAAUAGUGAAGCAGAAGGAGAUGGGAAAGAAGAUUCAGAUGAUGGAGAUGUCUUAUUAUUAGGAGAAGAAGAUGAAGAUUUAGAUGAUCUUGAUAAAUUAAUGGACAUUAUGGAGGCUGAAAUUGCUGGUGGAGAUGUUAAAUCAUCCAAAAAAGAAAAAAAAAAUUUAAAACAUAAAAAUAAAAAAGAUAAGGGUCAUUUAAAAAAUAAAUUGAAUGCUAAAAUAAAAAUAGAUGAACCUCCUAUAUUUGUUAAUCAACCUAAGAUUAUUGAAAAUUCCAAAACUCAACUGAAUCCUCCUGAAGAAGAAUUAGAAUCUAUAAAAACUUUAGAAGAAAUUAGAUUCUCUUCAUCACAAUCUAGUUUAUCAAAAUCACGUGUACCUUUGAGAUCUCCAUCACCACCCAUUAGAAAAAGAUCAAUAUCUCCUUAUAGUAAAAGGUCACCAUUUUCAAGAUCACCAAGAAGAAGAUCUCCUUCUAUUGACAGAUAUAGAUAUUCACCACCACGAUCAAGGCUUUAUCGUAGAUCAUUAUCACCUAGAAGAUCACCUAGACGUAUGUCACCACUAAGAGAAAAAAAUCUCUCUCCUAGACGAUAUUCACCUUUGAAAUCUCGUUAUUCUUAUCGUUCACCAUCUCCAAGAAGAAGACGCAGAUCUUUAUCACGGGAUAUAUCACCUAGUAGAAGACGGUUAUCUCCAUUAAGGAGAAGAAGUAGAUCUCCACUCAAAAUUAAAUCAAAAUCAAGAUCACCAAAGGCAAGGCCAGCUAUUAGAAGAAGAUCACCUAGUCCAUUAAAAAAAGCUAUAAGGUCAAGACCAAUAUCUCCUAUUCGGCGUAAAGAUAGUAAAAGUAUAGAUGACGAUCACUUAAAAAAAAGAGAAAAGGUUAAAACUAUUGAUAAUCAAAUGGAAUCAAAAUUAGUAGAUCCAGUUUUAGAAGCAAGAAGAAGGAAAUUUGAAUCUAAUAAACCAAUUGAACCAACUAGUAAAAAAAUUAUUUUAAAAAAAUCCAAUUCAGUUCAAGUAGCAAUUCAAACUGAAAGUAAAGAAACUCAAAAUGAUAAGAAUGAAUCAGAAAUAAAACCAAAAACUAAUCACUUAACAAAGAAAGGAAAAAAAGUUACACAUUCGUUCCAGGUUCCGAAAAAUAUUAACAUAAAAAUGAAUAAUGAUUUAGAAAAUGUACAUCUAAGAAGAGUUAUAAAGGUAAAUAAUUCUUCAGAUAAAAUUUGUAAUAAAAAGCGACCCAGGAUUGUUUUUGAAAAUGAAGAAAAAAAUGAAACACUUGUUGAAGAAGCUGAUAAAUUUGAUCAACAUGUCGAGAAUAUUCCUAAAUCAAAUACUACUGUAACAAAAGUAUUGCAUUCUGAAGCAGUCGAAGUGUCUAGUACAUCAGAAGAAGAAUUAUCAGAAGAAGAAAUAUCUGAGGAAGAAGUAUCUGAAGAAAAUGUUGAUGAAGAAAGUGAAAAAGAAGAUGGUCAAGAUUCCAGUGAUAGUUGUGAGGAAUUUAUUGAAGAGGAAGAAGAGAUUGAAGAACUCUCACAAGAAAUUGAUGAUAAAAAAGAAUCAUUGCAACAUAAUGAUACAGUUGAUCUUAGAACAGAACUAAAACGAAGAAGAGCUCUUCGAUUAAAUAUGAUUCAAGUGGAAGUUAAAAAAAAACCAGAAUCUUUUUAUCCUGCACGGUUAUUACAAUCAGCUAUAAGAGGUGUUGUUGGUUCAAGCAGUAAUAAUGAAGUUAAGAGAAAAAAACAUUCUAAAAUUCCAGAAAUUAGCAUAAAAACAGAAAGUAACUCAGAUGGUCGAAGAGUAAUUGUAAUGAAUCGAGAUAACACAAGGACUGACAAUGUUCAUGAAGAUUAUAAUGAAGCAGUAGAAUCUUAUGCAAGUGUCAAACGUCUUAAGGGUAAAUUAAAAAAAGCACCAGUACGUUUGAGAACAACAGGUGUUAAUAAUGACAACAUAAAUCAAAAAGGACUAAGGAAGAUCAUAAAACGUAACAUUAAUGUUACAGAUUUCGAUCAGAUGUAGGUAUCCAAAAGCAUUUUCUACAACAAAACAACGUCAGCGGCAUUUUAUAAUUAUAAAAAAAUUAACAUUUUCAACUUGGAUGACUAUCAACUUGUGACCACUUAAAAUGUUUUGUUGUUGCUUAUAAAUGUUAAUAUUAUUAUUAUUACUAUGUAUACAACUUUAAUACAUAUUUUGU